Messenger RNA from Micropterus dolomieu (smallmouth bass), 2306 nucleotides. RefSeq names its product cell death-inducing p53 target 1 (gene cdip1). NCBI's taxonomy places the organism in Eukaryota, Metazoa, Chordata, Actinopteri, Centrarchiformes, Centrarchidae. The record is from RefSeq and is a predicted model, not a curated record. Gene Ontology annotation, biological process: intrinsic apoptotic signaling pathway in response to DNA damage by p53 class mediator; tumor necrosis factor-mediated signaling pathway. Bases 204 to 950 code for a protein of 248 amino acids. Gene Ontology annotation, molecular function: zinc ion binding. The transcript has 6 exons.
UCACCGUGUAAAACAUAAUGAAUGACGUCGGGUGUAAAUCCGUCUCAGCGGAUGUGGACUCUCAUCAGGAGGGACGGAGCUGCUAACGUCAAACAACUUCAGUAACACUGCGGACAGGCUGCCUUUCUCACUGAAGCAGAAGUCCCCUGGAGAGUUGUGAGGUGAGCUCCGAACACCUUUCUCUAUACAGACGUCCGGCCAGUAUGUCCAGUGACCCUCCUCCUCCAUACCCCGGAGGACCCAGUGCCCCACUCAUUGAGGAGAAGAAUGGACAACCUGUAAGAGCUGCUCCUAUACAGGGACAGCCCUUGCCUCCAGACUACGGUCCUCCACCAUAUGAGGCCACACAACCAGGCUUCCUUCCCCCACAUGUCCCAGGAGAAGGACCCAUGCCCAUGCCAAUGCCUCCACCACCAGGUGGCCACUACCCGCCUCCGCCCGGUCACUUUCCACACCCAAUGCCAGGACAGAUGGGUCCCGGUCCCAGUCACUUUGUCCACAUGGGAGGUCACACUGCGACCGUCCUGGCUCCUCCAGGAGCAGCCACCACUGUGACUGUACUGCAAGGGGAAAUGUUCCAGACCUCACCAGUGCAGACUGUGUGUCCGCACUGUCAGCAGGCAAUCGUCACCCGUAUUUCCCACGAUGUCGGACUCAUGAACACACUCUUCUGCCUCUUCUGCUUCUUCGUAGGGUGUGAUCUCGGCUGUUGCUUGAUUCCCUGUCUGAUUGAUGACCUCAAGGACGUGACACACACCUGCCCUUACUCGAACUACAGAAGGUGUAGAGCACAAAAACAUCACAGAGAUGGACAGGAAGCAGUCACACAGGUCCGUCUGAUCGUGUAUAAAGAGUCUGAUGAUGUUACACAUGUUAAUGGGAAAAACAUCUUUGGAAAGAGACAGCCUGAAUUAGAGAAAGCUGUGAAAAUGGUCACUUUAUUUAUUUAAAAUCAUAUGUGAAUCUUGCUGAGCGGCAAGUAAAUUGAAGUCAAGAAUGCUAGCUAAGCUUUGUUUUUUUUCCCCUAUUUAUUUCAAAUAUUUUAUCCAUUAUUGUGAUAUUGAGAACUGUGAACAUUUUUGUCCAUGUCCAUAAUUUUGCUCUUAACAAACCUAGGUUUUCUUUUUAUGUUUAUCCCUCUUUGAAUGUGAGAAAACUAACAAACCACUUUAAGUAAACUGACGUAUUUGUUGUCUGGGAAUGGUCAAAACGUACGUUACUUGAUAUGUAUAUUAAUCUUCUGAGCUUAAGUCAUAAGUUACAAAAUGUUCGAUGAUUUACAGUUGAGCUGUGUCCAUUAGAUACUUAAUUUUCAUAAUGAAGCCAAGAUUUGCACUUUAAGUUAGAAUUUCCCCCUCUGAUGCAUUCACAAAAACCUCAACCGUACCGUUUGACUUUGAAGGAAAAUAAAUAAGGUUUACAGUGGUGACUUUGUGUCAUCUCAUGAGUAAAAGCAGUGUAUAAUUUUGGCUUUUACUUAGGUUUGUUGUUAGCUGAGUUAAUCUCACCAUACAUGCACUUAUUCAGAGUAUAGUAGACUAGAGUUUUACUGUUACUGGGGGAGACGCACUGCAUGACAGCUCCGUAAUAUUGUGUCCUCCCUCUGGCCCAUGUGUCCGUCUGAUGCACUGCUCCACAUUACAGUAUCUUCUCACUGGUACUUUAGGCUGAUUGAUUGUUGGUGCCACAGGUAGCUAGUUUUAAAAUAAAAAAGUAUGUUGGCAAACAAAUUACAGUGGCGGCACCAUCAUCACAUAAUACAGUUUAGCCUGUAGCCCUCCUAAUAUGGCAUCAGCCCUUAGAGAGUACCUGCAUUGCUCAGAUGCAUGUUAGAUAAUACAGAUGUUUUUUGACUAAUACUAAAUAGUGACUUCUCUGCUAGGAAUAAGCUUGAGAUAAAUGAUUGUAUCAGACAUCUUGCAAAAUGACAUUGUGAUUCCAUUGAUUACUACGAACAAUGAAAACAACCAUUGUUCCACCGCAGCAUGCCCAAACUGCCAUUCACCUUCACUCACCAAGUGCAGAGUUUGUCUGCAUGAACCACACAUCAAAAUGAAGAAGUCUCACUGGCUAGUUCCUUGACUAUGUGCAUUGGAUUUUUUUUCUCCUUUCUCUAAGCUGUGCAAGAUAGUUUUGAGUUGAAGGAUUGCAUUGAACUUUUAAUACGCAGUACUGUAUGCCAUUGUUCUGGAUAAUACUGGUCUGCAUUGCUCUCUUAAUGUCUGUGAUAUGUAUAACUGUAAGUCAAAAUUUGUUUGACUGUUGUAUACAGGUACUAUUUUAUCAAUAAAAAAAUCUGAACAUGG